Messenger RNA from Drosophila takahashii, 2105 nucleotides. It is a transcript of the gene Wnt10, whose product is annotated as Wnt oncogene analog 10. Lineage: Eukaryota; Metazoa; Arthropoda; Insecta; Diptera; Drosophilidae. Gene Ontology annotation, cellular component: extracellular region. Gene Ontology annotation, biological process: multicellular organism development; canonical Wnt signaling pathway; neuron differentiation. Gene Ontology annotation, molecular function: cytokine activity; frizzled binding. The record is from RefSeq and is a predicted model, not a curated record.
GAUUAAUCACAAUACAUCGAAAAAAUGUGAAUUGGUAAAAACAACUAUAACUGAAAAUAAAUCAUAAUUACCUAAACAUGUGAAAGGUCAAACGAAAAAUUCGUAUAAUAUUUCAAAUGAGCUCUACAAAAUGUUUCGUGCUGCUUGGCCCCUUCAAACGACCAAAAGUGCAGUGCCAAGUGAUAAAUUGAUUAACGAAAAUGCUGUGCAAUUAAACAUUUGGCCGCAAUUGUAUGAAAAUUUAUGCAAAUCAAAGCCGAGCGAUGACUGCGUGGCGAGCAACAUCAAAAGGCCACGAGCAACACCAACAGCAGCAGCAACAAGAAGCAGGAAGCAGCAGCAACAACCUGGUUGCCACACCGGCAACAUCGCGCCAUUGCAAUUUGCAUUUAAUUGUUGUGAUUAUCUUGGCCUGCUGCACACGCUGGCUCUAUGGUUUGCCGGAUGGUCGUGCCACCUGCCGCUCAGUGCCUGGAUUGACCAAGGAUCAAGUGGAGCUCUGCUACAAGGCCAGUGAUGUGACGGCAGCAGCUCUCGAAGGACUCGACAUGGCCAUUCGUGAAUGCCAAAUACAGUUUCAAUGGCAUCGCUGGAACUGUUCGUCGCUGAGCACAAAGAGCCGCAAUCCGCAUGCCUCCAGUUUGCUGAAGAAAGGCUACCGGGAGAGUGCGUUCGCCUUUGCCAUAUCGGCCGCCGGGGUGGCCCACAGUGUGGCCCGUGCCUGCAGUCAAGGUCGUUUGAUGUCCUGCGGCUGCGACCCGACCAUCAACCGCAAAACGCUCAACAAGAACCUGCGCCAGUCGCUCGACAAGGAGAAGAAGCAGUUCCUCCAGUACUUGGAGACGAACCAGAUUCUAACGCCCGAGGAGGAGAAGAAGUACGAGCGCUCCAAGAUCGCCAGUCGCUGGAAGUGGGGCGGCUGCUCCCACAACAUGGACUUCGGGGUCGAGUACUCCAAGCUGUUCCUCGACUGCCGCGAGAAGGCCGGCGACAUCCAGUCGAAGAUCAAUCUGCACAACAAUCACGCCGGCAGGAUAGCCGUCUCCAACAACAUGGAGUUCCGCUGCAAGUGCCAUGGAAUGUCCGGCAGCUGCCAGCUGAAGACCUGCUGGAAGUCCGCCCCCGACUUCCACAUCGUGGGCAAGGUUCUAAAGCACUCGUUUCGCAAGGCCAUUCUCGUGGAUCAAUCGAAUCUGGGCAACGGGGAGCCCGUGGUUGUUUUGAAAAGAGCGCGCAAUAAGAAAUCGAAUGGGGCCAGUGGCUCGGGAUCCUCGUCAUCCGAUCUAGAUACCACGGAUGCAUCUGGGAGUCACGAUGGCGGCGGAACUGGUGAUUCUGAGACGCGGCGGCAUGACGAUCUCGGAGUGGAGCGGGGCACGCGGCAACCGAGCGCCGAUAAGAAUGCCGCAAGAAUGGCCCGCAAACUGGAGACCUCGUUGUUUUACUAUCAGCGCUCGCCAAACUUUUGUGAGCGGGAUUUGGGAGCUGAUAUACAGGGCACCGUGGGACGGAAGUGCAACCGGAACACGACGACCAGCGACGGAUGCACCUCCCUGUGCUGUGGGCGUGGCCACAGCCAAGUCAUCCAGCGGAGGGCGGAGCGGUGUCACUGUAAAUUUCAAUGGUGCUGUAAUGUGGAGUGCGAGGAGUGCCACGUGGAGGAAUGGAUUAGCAUAUGCAAUUGAGGGAAAUAACAAGGAAGUGGACGUGGAACGGGAACGGCAGCCUCAGCCACACGCAUAAGAAAAGACUUUUCUUCAAUCUAAAAAAAACUCUUAAGACACACACAAAAAUCAGUAUUAAAGAAAAACAUAACAUGCGCAAUAGGGCAAACAUCAAUAAACGUGUGUAAAUGCAAUGCUUAGUUUAGCAAUCUCCAUCCAUUUGGAAUACAUAUAAAUAUAUUUUGUAAAUACGAAUAAUAAGAUGCAUAAUUAGUCUGUCAAUCAGCUGACUUUCACUCGCGUUGGCAGUUUCCCUUUCACCUGGCGCUUUGGCCACCUGUGUCUCUGCUUUUUUGCUCUUGCACGUGAAUGUCGCCGCCACUAAUUGAAUUAGCCGGCUAAAUAGUUGUCCAAGGUGUGCACCCAGGUACUGCCCAUUGA